ACUGGUAUAAUCAGUUUAUGUAUACCAUGGUAUUAAAGUCCUCUCUUUUGCUUCGUGUUGGAUAUGAUCCAGUUGACUCUCUGUCUCCGCCGGUACCUUCAACCCAGUCAGGCUGGGCUGGAUAUAUGGUUGGCUGUCUUCUGUUCAGCAUAAUUAAUUCUUAAUAGUUCCGGUCCUCAGGAUAAUUCUUCGCCAUGCGCAGGUCUACACAAUUCUUGUCGGCGCUGCUCUCGCUGAGCACGCUGGCAAGAACAGACCCAACAUGGCCAUCUCAGAUUGAUGAGCUGGAAGAGAUCAUGUACCAAGUGCAAGGCUAUCGUGGCCGCGAAUUUGGCGGAACUGUUAUUCCCUGCUCAAGUGAAGCCUCUGGCCCUGGACGUCACAACGCUGCUGAGUGGUUAAGAGCCGCUUUUCACGAUAUGGCGACUACCACUAUUGCAGGUGGCCCGCGACAGGGUGGCAUGGACGGCUCUUUACAAUAUGAGAUUACAAGUUCAGACAACAUCGGCCCCGCCUUCAAGACAACGCUGACCUUUAUGGCUGAUUAUUAUACAAGUAAAUCCGGCGUGGCCGAUCUGUUAGCCUUGGGUGUGUACUAUGCCGUGAGGUCUUGCGGUGGCCCGGUCGUCCCCAUCGCUGCUGGUAGAGUUGAUGCUACAGCAGCUGGCCCUAUCGGCGUCCCUCUGCCCCAAAACUCGGCCUUCACCUUUGAAAACCAGUUCCUACGGAUGGGAUUCAGCAAAACCGAGAUGAUUCAAGUCGUUGCAUGUGGCCAUACUAUUGGUGGGGUCCACGAGACCGAAUUCCCUCAAAUCGUCCCAGUAGGCAGUACAGAAAAGGGCGAGGCACCAAUGGAUUCUACAGUGGCCAAGUUCGAUAACACGAUUGUGACAGAGUAUCUAUCAGGCAAUACAACGAACCCUAUGGUCGUGGGUCCAUCAAUCCGCGCCACGAGAAACGCUGAUUUCAAAGUCUUCAACUCGGAUGGAAACGCGACAAUGACCACUCUGGCGGAUCCCGAGACCUUCACAAACGUUUGUGCUACGGUGUUGCGCAAGAUGAUUGAGGUUGUCCCUGAUGGUGUUGUUCUUACCGAACCUAUUCAGCCUUAUGCCGUCAAACCAGUUGACAUGCAGCUCACACUGAACCCUGGAGCCUCAACCAUGCAAUUGUCUGGGUUCAUCCGCGUUCGCACCACUGAUUUCGGAACCGACUCUGCCGAGAGUGUUUCGCUGACAUACAAGGACCGAAAUGGCGGCGAUGAUUGUGGUGCAUUGGGCUGUACGUCUACGGCUACCCUCUUAGGUGCUACUGAGGGGUUUGACGAUACGUUCGUAUGGUUCCCUAUCAGUGUUCAAAUUCCAACUUCUUCAGGCAUCUCCUCCUUCAACCUGGCUGUCAACAUGGCUAGUGGAGUGUCUCAAGAAUAUGACAACAAUGGAAAUUCGUACCCCAUGCAGGAUGCUGUCAUCAUGCAAAAACCCCAAAGCUGUCUGCUCGAAGGCGACUUGAAAGUUGUGGCUGCCGUUCGCAACGACCUUGGCUCUCAGCCCGUCAGACUGCAGGUGUCAUAUAAGACGCCUGUCAAUGACCCAAACCGCCCAGUCCCCACUCUUAACAAUGCCACAGUUACCAUGACAAAGGGUGACUGUGUCGGCCUCUACACCUUGUUUACGGGUACCUAUGAAGGCCUGGGAGACCUUGACUAUGCUACCAAGUUUGACGUGGUUACCGGAACUGGUGAAACGGCUUCACAGGAUGCUUUCAAAGCAGCCAGUGGCUUAGGGGCAAGAUGCGCCGCCUUCGACGCGCCGCCAGCUUCGCUCUGCUCACGUGCUGAUGAUCCUCCAGUCGAGUCCUCCUCGACGUCGGUUAGUGUAACCCCGACUGUGACCUCGCCAGGAACAGUUACGAGUACGGCAGCAGUAGAGACCCCAUACCACAGAGACACAUUGGGCAACUUCACGCUAGUUGGUUGCAACACGGAGCCAACAGUCGCCGGAGCGAGGGCUCUGAGCGGUCCUAGCUAUGUUUAUGAUGGGAUGACACUUGAGAGCUGCAUGACCAACUGCACAGGGUUCUAUUAUUUUGGCACUGAGUAUGGGCGUGAGUGCUACUGUGGUAAUAAGGUCCAUACAGCCAGCACUAACGUUACAUUGGAUGAGUGUAAUAUGGUUUGCUCCGGCGAUGAGACAGAAUUCUGCGGCGCUGGCAACCGCCUGGAACUAUACGUUACCACAGGUCCCAUCCCAACUCCUACUGGUACUCUGGCCAUCAAGCCCACUGUGACACCCUAUCUGCGUAUCGGCUGUUAUGAGGAGCUUCCCACCCGUGCCCUCACGGGAGCUACUUUCCCCGGCGAGUCCAUGACUUUGGAGAUGUGUGCAUCAAACUGCGCUGGCUUCACUUACUUCGCCACUGAAUUCAGCACUGAAUGCUACUGCGGCCAGUUCAUUGACCCCAGGAGCAACGUCACCGACGACGCAGAAUGUAACAUGACCUGUGGUGGCGACGAGCUGGAGUACUGCGGUGGAAGUAAUAGGCUAGAAAUGUACAGACUCAUCAACCCACCCACGUCGACCUCGAUGAUGCCAACGCCUACUAUCACCCCAACGCACAAGCCCACUGUUCCUCCCUAUGCUUUUCAGGGUUGCUGGACCGAAGGCGAUGGUGUGCGAGCUCUCGACUCAAAAUCCACGGCAGGAAAUGUCACGCUGGAGUCUUGUGCCGACUUCUGUCAAGAUUACCAUUUCUUCGGAACCGAAUUUGGAAGCGAAUGCCAUUGUGGUGACAUUCUUGCCGCUUCGAGUAACCAGACGGACCUGGCUGACUGCAACAUGCCCUGUGCGGGCGACCCUACGGAAUACUGCGGCGCUGGUAACCGCCUGGAACUUUAUUACUCUAACACGACAGCCGGACCAUCACAGCCCCUCGUAGUUGGCAACUACUCCUGGUACGGAUGUCAAACCGAGGGUACGGGGGUCCGCGCGCUUUCAGGCAAAGCCCUCGUUACCGCCAACAUGACUCUCGAUCUCUGUGCGACGUUCUGUGAGGGAUUCAAGUAUUUCGGCGCUGAAUACGGCAGCGAAUGCUACUGCGGUGAUGAACUCGGCGAGGGCUCCGAGGCUGCCCCUAGCGGUCAAUGUAGCAUGGCUUGUGCGGCCGAUGAAACGCAGCUUUGUGGCUCUGGAAACCGAUUAAGUGUAUAUGAGUUGACACCCACAGAUCCUGAUACGCCGCCGGAGGAAGAGUAAUGAUGUUUGUAUAUGUAUGAGCAUGUGAGGACAGCCUUUUCGAUAGGAAAUGACACUGCUGUUUUGGUUCAGCAUAGCAAAAGGAGUUUUACGUAGCUAGGGCAAUCUGGUCUUGGACUUUUCUUCACUUCACGAUGGAACUUGAGACGAGGAGCAUGGGAAUCCAUAUUGGCUAAUCGAUAUGGAAUAGCUAUAUGCUUACCGAGCUUUGAAGUAUGGACAUAGAUACCAGGGAAAGAUAUUUGGAUCUAGGAU
This is a messenger RNA of Xylaria bambusicola, 3509 nucleotides long. RefSeq lists its product as uncharacterized. Lineage: Eukaryota; Fungi; Ascomycota; Sordariomycetes; Xylariales; Xylariaceae. The record is from RefSeq and is a predicted model, not a curated record. Gene Ontology annotation, molecular function: peroxidase activity; heme binding. Bases 195 to 3254 code for a protein of 1019 amino acids. The transcript is spliced from 3 exons. Gene Ontology annotation, biological process: response to oxidative stress.